AUGUCGGUUGUGGAAUCGAAGAGGAAGGAAAACGGGGGGUCCGGUCCGGUCACUCCGGAUAUCGGAGGAACUUCUUUGCUGAAAAGGGAAUCAAAAGUGGCCAAAUCGCUGUGGCUCCGGCAGCAGGACACAAUAACGCGGUUGGAGGAGCUUCAAAGACAGCAUGAGGAAGAAAUUCGAGCUAAAGAAGGGCGCCAAAACUCAUAUGAUGACCUCCGAACGCCCCUGCGUUCCGUAGACGGCUCCCGACGGCCCUCGGUCGUUAACGAUAUCAACGAUUACAGGGGCAGGCCUCUUCACGAUCAACUGCAUGGUGCCUACCGUGCAACUCUGUUAUCUCAUCAUACGAAGAACUUGAAUCUGAGAGGUUUCCUAAACCUCUUCUUUAUUCUGCUUUUCGUCAUAAAUUUCCGCAUGGUCACGGACAACUUGAUGGAAUAUGGGCUCAUGAUCAGGCUGCCGUCUAGCUUCAGAGAUAUUCUUUCAAACUGGCCAAUGCUGCUGUGCUUUCUCCUGAUGCAUUUUUGUAUUCUAGGUGCAUUCGUAAUCGAGCGUUUCGUGGCGGCGUGGGUUCCUCACCUUCUGGAUUGGUCCGAGUGUGUCCUUAUUGGACUAAACUUCUUUCUGGUCUUCAUCGUUCCAUACCUCACGGUUUGCAACUCUUCUCCUUCUCCCGCAGCGUCUGCCUUACUCUUGGCCUUCUCCAUCGUAUGGCUAUUCAAACUCUUUUCGUUCCAUCAUGUGUGUCUUGACGCCCGCCGAGCUCUGAGGGACGGAGACAAUUUCCGUGAGCUGUGCUCUAAUAGUGAGGAAGCCGAGCAUGUUCGGAGAUAUCCAUAUUCAAUAACCUUGCGGCACCUGUAUACUUUCAUUUGGAUGCCUACCAUGUGCUUUCAAUUCUAUUACCCUCGAGUUCCCCGUAUUAGAUGGCUGUCAGUUAUCCGUCAUGUUUUUGAAUCGGCAGCGUGCCUGGCUCUCAUGAAAAUUGUUGUCGACCAGCACAUUGUGCCCGUGGCAAGAAACUCGUUCACGAUAACAGAGAUGCAAUCCAUACCUCUAAGCACGCUUCUCGUCCACUUCCUCGACAAGAUCACCAGACUUUCAAUACCAAACCUCUACGUGUGGCUGCUCAUGUUCGUCGGCCUCUUUCACCACUGGUGCAACAUUCUCGCGGAGGUCACUCGUUUCGGAGACAGGCAGUUUUACUUGGAUUGGUGGAAUGCGUCAAGUUUCGGCGAGUACUGGAGAAAAUGGAAUUUGCCCAUUCACCACUUCCUCAAUCGCCACAUUAACAAGCCGCUUCGUCGAGCGCGUUUCCCGCGGAUCGUCGCGACUUCUGUCGUUUUUCUUAUUUCUGCGCUGCUCCAUGAGUACAUGAUUACGGUGCCAUUGCAACUAGGCUGGACAGGCUGGGUUUUCUUGGGAUUCAUGGCUCAAGCGCCGCUAACCUAUAUUACAAAUCUUUCAUUUUUCCAAAGAAACCCCACAGUUGGCAAUUGUUUCUUCUGGUUCAUCUUUUGCUUCUCGGGUCAACCACUUGGCAUUCUGAUCUACUGGUACCUCUGGGGGGUCAAGCAUGGCACGGUACAGCAGCUAGACCCGAGCAAAAUACAGAUCAUGUAG
Messenger RNA from Toxoplasma gondii ME49, 1623 nucleotides. Its product is annotated as acyl-CoA:diacylglycerol acyltransferase 1-related enzyme. Gene Ontology annotation, biological process: triglyceride biosynthetic process. Lineage: Eukaryota; Apicomplexa; Conoidasida; Eucoccidiorida; Sarcocystidae. Gene Ontology annotation, molecular function: diacylglycerol O-acyltransferase activity. The transcript is spliced from 15 exons. Bases 1 to 1623 code for a protein of 540 amino acids. Gene Ontology annotation, cellular component: endoplasmic reticulum membrane. The record is from RefSeq and is a predicted model, not a curated record.